AAACCUGUAUAAGCUCUGGCGUUGACAGCUGGAAGGCAGCUGGGACUGUGGCGGCGCCCCUCCCUGUACCCACCUCCGCCAUCGCAUUGCCAGAGUUGAACCCCCCUUCUAGGUCCUGGAACAGCACCCACUUCUGUAAGGGAAGCUGACGCCACCCAAUGUCUUCAAUCCCACCGGAAUCAUCCCCCGCAAGCCUGAAAGUCCUGUACCCUCGUUGGUCCUAUCUGGCCACAGCAAGUUAGAGGUGAAAGAGCCCGGCCUGGGACCCUUCUGUUUACCCCAAAGCUGUACUACCUGUAGCCAGGAGUGGCCAACAGACGCUAACCGAGCCUUCUGCACUACAUUCCUUUUCCAAGACUUUUCUGGCUCUGUUUGCGUUCCAGCCCAAUGAUUUCCUCCUUAUUGGAUCGUUCUCUCUCUUGCAUAUCAAGCCUCGAUUAAGCCAGUCCCUGAGGACAAUAAAGUCCUUUGGUGCCCCUCAGUUGACCCCUCCUGACCAUGGAACACCAUCAGCCUGAGCAUCCAGUCCGUGGUGAGGCCAGGACUGCGGAAGUGGUCGUCCCUGAAAACCAUGAGGUCCUGUCAGAACCCAGUGAGCCCCCUCAGGACAAGGAUGCCGAAGAGGCUGAUGGGGCAGCUGGAGAACAGGAGCCAGUAGAUGAAGCUUUGCUGCCAGCCCAGGGCCAGGGUAACCUCGAGUCCCCUCCACCUGAUGCCAGCUCAAGCCAAGAAGGGCCAGCCCAGGGGACACAGCCUGAGGUAGAGACAGUGGGGGCCUGCUCCUGGCCCCAAGAGCUUCCCCAGUCCCCCAGGGCCCGACAACCUGAGCUAGACUUCUACUGUGUAAAGUGGAUCCCCUGGAAGGGAGAACGGACACCCAUCAUCACCCAGAGCACUAACGGCCCUUGCCCUCUCAUCGCCAUCAUGAACAUCCUUUUUCUUCAGUGGAAGGUGAAGCUGCCACCUCAGAAGGAAGUGAUUGCAUCAGAUGAGCUCAUGGCCCAUCUUGGAGACUGCCUUCUAUCCAUCAAGCCCCAGGAGAAGUCAGAAGGACUUCAGCUUAAUUUUCAGCAGAAUGUGGACGAUGCAAUGACAGUGCUGCCUAAACUGGCCACAGGUCUGGAUGUCAAUGUGCGAUUCACAGGUGUCUCUGAUUUUGAGUAUACACCUGAGUGCAGCAUCUUUGACCUACUAGGCAUACCUCUGUACCAUGGCUGGCUUGUUGAUCCACAGAGUCCUGAGGCUGUGAGUGCAGUUGGGAAACUGAGUUAUAACCAACUGGUAGAGAAGAUCAUCACCUGCAAGCACUCCAGUGACACCAACCUCGUGACAGAAGGCCUGAUUGCAGAGCAGUUCCUGGAGACCACCGCUGCACAGCUGACCUACCAUGGUCUGUGUGAGCUAACGACAGCUGCCAAGGAGGGCGAACUUAGCGUCUUUUUCCGGAACAACCACUUUAGCACUAUGACUAAGCACAAGGGUCACUUGUACCUACUGGUCACCGACCAGGGCUUUCUACAGGAGGAGCAAGUGGUGUGGGAGAGCCUGCACAACGUGGACGGAGACAGCUGUUUCUGUGACUCUGACUUUCACCUAAGUCACUCCCUAGGCAAGGGACCUGGAGCAGAAGGUGGGAGUGGCUCCCCAGAAAAGCAGCGGCAGGUGGACCAGGACUACCUGAUCGCCUUGUCCCUGCAGCAGCAGCCAUCGUCGCAAGGCACAUUGGGUCUUAGCGACCUGGAGCUGGCCCAGCAACUUCAGCAAGAGGAGUACCAACAGCACCAAGCUGCCCAGCCCGUGGCAGCACGUGCCCUGUUACCGCAGGGGAGAGGAGCUGCAUUUGGACGCCCAGCUGCCGAGCGUCGGCAGAGGCCGAAGCAAGAGUCCGACUGUGUCCUCCUGUAGCCCCGCUCAGUGCCAGGCUGCCUUGCCUCCGCUUGCAGAGGCUGGGGCUAUUUUGCUUGCUCCCUGGCUCAACUUGAGAUAUGCAGGGUAACUUAUUUAUGGAAUGUUGGGGAUCAGAGCAGGCAGUAAAUGCCAAGGUCAGACUUGGUGACGUCUUUGCCCUCACGUGCUGCCUCCUCUUCCUCCCAGCCAUCCUGGGCAACAUUGGGGUUGGUCGGGUGAGGAUUUCUGAUUCCCAACUCCCUUUCCCCAGAAUAGUCACAUUAAUAUACAGACUCAGGCUCCAGGGUGAGGUCCCUGUCUAGAACCCAUCUCCCCUACUUUCUGCUCCUGCAGGCCCACCCGUAUCCAUUCGUUUGUUUCAGGGUUUAAUUUGGGUUUCUAUCUCCAUUAUUUGUAAUGCCUUCCUAGGGGUUUGGAAAUAAAACUUCUUUCCUGA
Messenger RNA from Orcinus orca (killer whale), 2344 nucleotides. RefSeq names its product MINDY lysine 48 deubiquitinase 1 (gene MINDY1). Gene Ontology annotation, cellular component: cell periphery; cytosol. The record is from RefSeq and is a predicted model, not a curated record. The transcript has 10 exons. Bases 499 to 1905 code for a protein of 468 amino acids. Gene Ontology annotation, molecular function: cysteine-type deubiquitinase activity; cysteine-type carboxypeptidase activity; K48-linked deubiquitinase activity. NCBI's taxonomy places the organism in Eukaryota, Metazoa, Chordata, Mammalia, Artiodactyla, Delphinidae. Gene Ontology annotation, biological process: protein K48-linked deubiquitination.